This is a messenger RNA of Pyrus x bretschneideri (Chinese white pear), 805 nucleotides long. Its product is annotated as RNA-binding protein Y14. The transcript is spliced from 4 exons. Bases 78 to 578 code for a protein of 166 amino acids. Gene Ontology annotation, biological process: RNA splicing. Gene Ontology annotation, cellular component: nucleus; cytoplasm; exon-exon junction complex. The record is from RefSeq and is a predicted model, not a curated record. Gene Ontology annotation, molecular function: mRNA binding. NCBI's taxonomy places the organism in Eukaryota, Viridiplantae, Streptophyta, Magnoliopsida, Rosales, Rosaceae.
AGCAUUCAGCUCUGGGAGUGACGAGUGAGAGUGAGAGGAGAGAAGGAGAGAGGAGAGAGAGAGAGAGAGAGAGAGUCAUGGAAGGCCACUGCGAGGACGAUCCAAUGGAGGAGGAAGUGGUUGAGGCUAUGCCUAGGAGAAUCAAAGGCAGAGGAGGUUUAAGGGCGCCGUCCAAAACCCUAGACCUCGACCACCCAAACAACCCUCCUUUCCCCCGUUGCAAUGCCUCCCAAUCUCCGAGUUACGCUCCUCAACGCUCUAUUGAAGGAUGGAUCAUAUUGAUCACUGGAAUACAUGAAGAGGUACAGGAAGAUGAUCUUUUUAAUGUAUUUGGCGACUAUGGAGCAAUCAAGGAUUUGCAUCUGAAUCUUGACCGUCGCACUGGAUUUGUUAAGGGUUAUGUGCUGAUUGAAUAUGAGAAGUUUGAGGAAGCUAAGGCAGCAAUAUCGGGAAUGAAUGGUGCCAAACUUUUUGGUCAAACCAUAUCCGGUGAUUGGGCCUUCAGUACUGGUUCCUUUGGAGGCAAUUUAAGGUCACCGGAAUUAAACCGUUCUCGAAGUCCAAGGAGGAGAUACUGAUAUGUUCUAAUGACAUUGGCAACUAAUUGGCAAGUGUCCAUCACUAAUUCUGCGGUAUUGUAAGUUGUCUCGAAAGAUUAGGCUAGAACGGAAGUUGCAAAACAUGAACGUAUGGAACUAUUGAGAUGGCAUGUAACUAAACAUCCCUAGUUGUACUUGGUUUCUUUGAGAGCCAGUUCUAACUGGGUAUUAAGUUGAUCCAAAUAUAAUGCUGCUGUAAGGGUAAA